Acaulospora morrowiae is the source of this 386-nucleotide messenger RNA. The record is from the annotation of a GenBank genome assembly. NCBI's taxonomy places the organism in Eukaryota, Fungi, Glomeromycota, Glomeromycetes, Diversisporales, Acaulosporaceae.
GAAUAUGUUAUGAUAUUAGAUUCCCGGAGAUGGCCAUGAUCGCCGCUCGAAAAGGUUGUAUUGCAAUGGUUUACCCAGGUGCUUUUAACCUUACCACUGGACCUUUGCACUGGGAGCUUCUUCAAAGAGCUAGAGCCGUAGAUAAUCAAUUUUACGUGGCUACAUGUUCUCCUGCUCGAGACACAGAAGCAUCUUAUAUUGCAUGGGGAUAUUCCACUAUUGUGGAUCCAAAUGGUCAGAUUAUCGCGACGACGGAACAUAAAGAGGAUAUUAUUUACGCUGACAUAGAUCUAGAAUAUUUGAAAACAGUUCGACAAUCUAUUCCGAUAUACAACCAAAGACGAUUUGAUUUAUAUCCUAAUGUCGCAGAAAAUUCCAAUAAAUAG